This is a messenger RNA of Bacillus rossius redtenbacheri, 2124 nucleotides long. RefSeq lists its product as uncharacterized. Bases 46 to 1323 code for a protein of 425 amino acids. The record is from RefSeq and is a predicted model, not a curated record. Gene Ontology annotation, molecular function: zinc ion binding; DNA binding. NCBI's taxonomy places the organism in Eukaryota, Metazoa, Arthropoda, Insecta, Phasmatodea, Bacillidae. The transcript is spliced from 10 exons.
GGCUUUUGUUGUGAUAUUCGACCCCAGGAUACUUUAUUGUAAUAAAUGGCGUGUUCUAAAGAAAAGAAAAUGCGUACUUAUACUGUAGAAUAUGUUGUGACACCCAAUAAAAGGUGCAAAAAGUGUUUCCUGUUCACCCCGAAGGAUUUCUUAAGAUUUUACACAACUGAAUUGACUGACUCUCCAGAUUUGGAAUAUCUGGAGUUUUACGACAUGCAUUGUUUGUUUGAAAACGUUCCACCUACCUGCAUCGACGAAAUUGAAGGUUACGAUGAUCUAAACAAAGAAGAUCAAAAAUUGAUAAGAAAAUACACAGGAUGUAAGACGAAACAUUUGGUGAAAGGCAGUGGAGAGACAAGAAAAAGUCGCCCGCGCUCACGGGCCGAGACUGGUGGGUGCUACAAGAUGGACGCCGCAGCGGCAGCUGGCGAACAGGCCGUUCCUCCGCCAGGAGUCUGCAUCCGCCACGGGCCCAAGUCCGCCAAGCCCUCCCGGGGAAGGAAGAGGAAGCUGGAAGCACCAGCCAGUGGUAAAGUUCCACGAAAAGGUGCAAGCCCUCAACCAUCCACGAGCGAUGGACGAACUGGAAGACCAAUAACAUUCAUUCCCAACAAACGACUUGGGCGACGUAGGAAGCAUGCACGUAAAGUACGAGAUUCUUCAAGUAAUUCUUCUGUAGAGAGUUCAGAAAUACAACCCAAGAGGAAGGUAGGAUAUCUAAAAGUUGGUUCCCUUGGAAAGAAAACUGAGAAGGAAGUGCAUCCUGGAUUCAGCAACGUGGACAUUCCUAUUCAGUGCAACGUACAGAUUUUCAUGGACCCAGGUACGGCACCCAAUACACCAGAGACUACAAGCGAGUCUACAGCUGAGAAACCUGAAGGAAGUGAUCCAACGACGGAAGAGUCGCAAGGUUUGCUUGGAUCGACUACGGAGAAGGAAUCGGUUCCUGGAACCAGCUCGGAGGAGAUUCCUGUUUCUCAGAGUGAACCAGAUGUACAGUUGAAAGCAGAGUAUCGCGAUAAACCCAUGGAGGUUCCAGAAGAUUUCUCAUCAGAAACAACUUAUUCAUCUGGCAGAACUACUCCAUCCUAUGGAACUGACUCUCGAUACAAGCUUCCUGCCAAUGGAAAAGGAAAUAAUGAGCUCCGAGAGGAUAAAUUGUGUGAUCCGGAAGAUUUAACCAGGGCAGUUAUUCCGAUAGAAUGGGGACUGGAUCAGUUCCGUGAGAAUAUUCGCGAGAUGGCUGAUACCUUGAAUAGUGUGUCUUUCCAGGAGGAAGACAUGAAUGUAGAUGAAGAGGAUUCAGCAAUGGCGGAUGAGUGAGAGGAGUAUCAACAUCAGAAACUUAAGAGACAUUGCUUAUUCAGUGCAGUGAUUUUCAGCUACGAAUACUAUUGGACAGUAACAAUUUCUAAAUAAAGACAAGAAAGUGUAUGUGUGUUAUGAUAAGCUCAUUCAUCAAUAAUGUGUGCAACUAUGGACCGUAUGAGGCCUUAAAGUUUUUUAAUAUAGUAAAAUAUUAUAUUACAUUUUUAUGCAGCUUGGCAGCUAUGAAAAAAAAUAAUUAUAAAUACAAUUUGCUGAACUUCUUGGAAUUGUUAUAUACAAAUUGUAACUUAAAAAAUUUACAAUUUAAAUUUUAAAACUUCUUGAAACUUUUUUUUUUGUAUUAGUGUAGAGAGAACGAAAGCACAUAAUUUAGCUUACUUAAAAAUCUACAUAGAAUACGCUGUUUAAAAUUUUGAUUAUAUAAUCAUAUAAUCUACUGUUAUUGAGUGAAAAAUACCUAUUUUUCUAAAAUUACAUACAGUCUACGUCCUUAUGGCAUAUUUAUAUAUUUACAUUGUUGCGCACAUUAAAAUUUUGAUGUAGAAUAUAAUUAGAUUAAGAUUAAAUUGCAAAAUAAGUGCUUUUUUUAAAAUAAUAAGCCUUUCUUUAUAAUAGAAAAAUAGCCUACAUGUGUAGCCUUUGUGUGUUUUAACUAGCUGAACUCUACUUGAAGUAUUACUUAUUUUUCUAGUGUCUGUUCAUUCCUUGUUUUGGCACAUACUGUUACAAAACAUUGUGUAAGAAUGUUUGUAUUUGGAAAAAAAACAUAAAUAAAGAAUACAUAAUUUGAAUAAA